Messenger RNA from Suillus subalutaceus, 1965 nucleotides. Its product is annotated as major facilitator superfamily domain-containing protein. Gene Ontology annotation, molecular function: transmembrane transporter activity. Lineage: Eukaryota; Fungi; Basidiomycota; Agaricomycetes; Boletales; Suillaceae. The transcript has 21 exons. Gene Ontology annotation, biological process: transmembrane transport. The coding region runs from base 135 to 1709 and encodes 524 amino acids. The record is from RefSeq and is a predicted model, not a curated record.
CCGGACUUAUAUCCAAAAUAAUCAUUUAACUUUGCAUGUGCAUUGUGAACCUUGAUUACAAUAUACAGGAUAUAAACCCCUCGGGCGGUUAUCAUGUGGCAUCCGUAGUCCCACCUCCCUGACUCUGAGCCACGAUGCCCCAGCUAGAAGAACACUCGGAUAAGAUUGUCAUCGAGGUCGCAGAAAAAUUCGACCCCGCCUCUUACUACGAGCAGGCUGCCGGUCGUUUGGUGAUUGAUCCUCAGCAGGCGAAGAUCGAGUUUGGCGAGGCACUGGCUUCGAUGCUUAAACUGAGCCCUGACGGCUCUACGAUUCUCUGGCCACAACCUGCCGACGACCCGAAUGACCCACAGAAUUGGAGUGAUUGGCGUAAAGCACUGCACCUUCUUGUUAUCACUCUGGCAGCCUGCAUACCCGAUUUUGAUUCAGGAAUUGGAAUUGCUUCAAUCUUUGGAUUGGCACAGACAUAUAGCACAACAACAGGUGUUAUCAACAACCUCACAUCCAACUGGAGCAUUUUCCUGCUAGGAUGGGGCGGGAUCUUUUGGGUAAUGCUCAUAAGACGUUACGGUCGCCUUCCUGUGCUAUUUUGGACACAGGUUUUUGCCCUCGCCUUCCUCGUCGGCGCUACCUUUUCACCGGAUCUGGCGACCUUCACAGCAAUGCGCUGUUUGACAGCAUUUUUUGGGACAUGUCCCCAGGUCACAGGCCUGUAUGUUGUCACUGACAUAUUUCCAUUCCAUCUACAAGCUCGAAAGUUGAAUAUUUGGACCUUUGGAUUCAUCAUAUCCCCAUUUUUAUCGCCAUUCGCUUUUGGCUUUCUCGUAGCACGUACGAGCUGGCGAUGGGCCUAUGGGAUUGGAUCGCUCUACAGCGCCUUCGUUGUACUCCUAAUCGGUCUGUUCAUGGAAGAGACGAUGUACGACCGCCAUCUGGAUCCCGACCAACAACGAAUAUUGCCAGGCAUGCGAUAUCGACUCGAGACCCUGAUUGGCAUCACGGGGUAUAAGAUGGCCAAGUAUCGGUCACGCUGGUCUGACAUUGUGUGGGCAUGUUUAAACGUUGUAUGGAGGCCUCAAUUUUUCUUGGUUGUAUUUUUUGAAACUUUUGUUUUCGGAUUCUCAAUUGGUAUCAACGUGACGAAUGUUGUUUUUAUGGGCUCCCCUCCUCCAGUCGGUUUUGGAUUCAGCCAAUUUGGGGUUGCUGGUGCAUACGCGACUCCGAUCCUAGCGGUGAUUCUAGGAGAGUUGGGCGGGCGAUUCCUGAACGACCGAAUUAUGAACUUCACUGUUCGGAAGAAUAAGGGUAUAUUUGAGGCUGAGAGUCGAUUAUGGGCGUGUUAUGCAGCAAUGCCACUGUUCAUCUGCGGCUUCUUGACAUUGGGAGCUGGUAUUCAGCAUUUGAAUAAAGCUGCAUUGAUUUUAGGGUGGGGAAUAGCAGAAGUAGCGGUCAUGGUGAAUACAGUUGCCGUUUAUGCGUAUUGCAGUGAUUGCUUCCCGCAGCGUCAGGGUGAAAUCAGUGCUCUGCUCAACCUGGCGCGCACGCUCGGUGGCUUCAGCGUAGCAUACUUCCAAGUCCCAUGGGCGACGAAAUCUGGUGGAAUUCAGGUAUUUGGUGUUGAAGCAGCGAUUGUGAUGGGAUUGUUUCUACUUGCCGUGCCAACAGUGCAACUGAGAGGGAGAUAUUUCCGGGAGCACUUCGCCUUAUAACGCGAUGCUGCUAUUUGAUAACUCCGAGGCAAGUGCAAAUAUGAGAACUGUAUUCUGUGGAGACGUUUGCACCAUUACACGGCAGGUCAUACAUUUUGUAAUUCUGAUGUCUAAAUUCAGCCCAAUGUUCAUAUCACAUAAUAUGUAUGGUUUUCGCGUUAUAUAUGGAUGAUAUCUGGGUUUUUACAUCGUACAUACAUUGUAGGUACAUCAUAUGUACAUCCGUGGGUAUGAAAGAAAACCGAGAAAAAUUGGA